Trichomycterus rosablanca is the source of this 1933-nucleotide messenger RNA. RefSeq names its product zinc finger protein 665-like. Lineage: Eukaryota; Metazoa; Chordata; Actinopteri; Siluriformes; Trichomycteridae. The record is from RefSeq and is a predicted model, not a curated record. The transcript has 2 exons. Bases 1 to 1431 code for a protein of 476 amino acids.
AUGGCUAAUCAAGAGCUAAGCACAGGAGGCAAGCACAGGAGGCAAGCACAGGAGGCAAGCACAGGAGGCAAGCACAGGAGGCAAGCACAGGAGGCAAGCACAGGAGGCAAGCACAGGAGGCAAACACAGGAGCGCAUUCACACUGGAGAGAAACCAUAUCAGUGCUCACAGUGUGGAAAGCAUUUUAAUAGACAGAGUCAUCUCAAAAUACACCAGCGCAUUCACACUGGAGAGAAACCAUAUCAGUGCUCACAGUGUGGAAAGAGUUUUAAUAUACAGAGUAAUCUCAAAAAACACCAACGCAUUCACACUGGAGAGAAACCAUAUCAGUGCUCACAGUGUGGAAAAAGUUUUAAUGGACAGAGUGAUCUCAAAACACACCAGCGAAUUCACACUGGAGAGAAACCAUAUCAGUGCUCACAGUGUGGAAAGGGUUUUAUUGGUCAGAGUGAUCUCAAAACACAACAGCGCAUUCACACUGGAGAGAAACCAUAUCAGUGCUCACAGUGUGGAAAGAGUUUUAAUGGACAGAGUCAUCUCAAAAUACACCAGCGUAUUCACACUGGAGAGAAACCAUAUCAGUGCUCACAGUGUGGAAAGCAUUUUAAUAGACAGAGUCAUCUCAAAAUACACCAGCGCAUUCACACUGGAGAGAAACCAUAUCAGUGUUCACAGUGUGGAAAGAGUUUUAAUAUACAAAGUAAUCUCAAAAAACACCAGCGCAUUCACACUGGAGAGAAACCAUAUCAGUGCUCACAGUGUGGAAAAAGUUUUAAUGGACAGAGUGAUCUCAAAACACACCAGCGCAUUCACACUGGAGAGAAACCAUAUCAGUGCUCACAGUGUGGAAAGAGUUUUAAUGGACAGAGUCAUCUCAAAAUACACCAGCGUAUUCACACUGGAGAGAAACCAUAUCAGUGCUCACAGUGUGGAAAGAGUUUUAAUGGACAGAGUCAUCUCAAAAUACACCAGCGCAUUCACACUGGAGAGAAACCAUAUCAGUGCUUACAGUGUAGAAAGAAUUUUAAUAGACAGAGUCAUCUCAAAAUACACCAGCGCAUUCACACUGGAGAGAAACCGUAUCAGUGCUCACAAUGUGGAAAGAGUUUUAAUAUACAGAGUAAUCUUAAAAAACACCGGCGCAUUCACACUGGAGAGAAACCGUAUCAUUGCUCACAGUGUGGAAAGAGUUUUAAUGGACAGAGUCAUCUCAAAACACACCAGCGCAUUCACACUGGAGAGAAACCAUAUCAUUGCUCACAGUGUGGAAAGAGUUUUAAUAUACAGAGUGCUCUUAAAAUACAUCAGCGCAUUCACACUGGAGAGAAACCAUAUCAGUGCUCACAGUGUGGAAAGAGUUUUAAUGGACAGAGUAAUCUCAAAACACACCAGCGCAUUCACACUGGAGAGAAACCAUAUCAGUGCUCAUAGUGUGGAAAGAGUUUUAAUACAAAGAGUGAGUUAAAAAUACACCAGCGUAUUCACAGUGGAGAGAAACCAUAUCAGUGCUCACAGUGUGGAAAGAGUUUUAAUAUACAAAUUAAUCUGAUAAAACACCAGCACAUUCACACUGGAGAGAAAUCAUAUCAGUGCUCACAGCGUGGGAAGAGUUUUAAUACACAGAGUCAUCUCAAAAGACACCAGCACAUUCACAUUUUACAGAAAUGAUGCUCUCAGUAUUGGAGCUGCUUUGCUCAUUUAUCAGCACUUGGACACAAGUGUGACUCAUCAGAUUGUACCAAACAAGCUAAAAUAUAAAAUAUAGUGAGUGAGUGAAUGUUGGGGAGAAAUGGAGCAAUGAAUGAAUUAUACUGUGUAAUUAAUAGGUAAUAAUUACACAGUAAACAUUAAUAAGUAAAUAGUAAUAAUAAAAGUAUAAAUAUUUAGGUUAAACUAUUACUGGGAAAUAAUGUGAUUAUCUAUAGUGGAGUGA